This is a messenger RNA of Rhagoletis pomonella (apple maggot), 459 nucleotides long. RefSeq names its product activity-regulated cytoskeleton associated protein 2-like. The record is from RefSeq and is a predicted model, not a curated record. NCBI's taxonomy places the organism in Eukaryota, Metazoa, Arthropoda, Insecta, Diptera, Tephritidae. Bases 1 to 459 code for a protein of 152 amino acids. The transcript has a single exon.
AUGUACUUCUCAGUGGUCCCCAACCUGGUGCCACAACCAACGACAGAUCGUACCUUUAUAUUGGCGCCCAACUUAGUGGCCGCGAACAAAGAUAACGCCGAAACAAUGGCAACGUUUUCGCCUGAGCAAUUUCAACAAAUUUUGGCAGCGUUAACGAGUGACAAAAAGAAUGGCUCGUUUACUGGAUGCACUGCGCGUUUCCGUGGACAACGAAGCCCCGAGGCUGUGGAAGAGUUCCUUGCAGCUAUUACCGUAUAUAAAGACAUCGAAGAAGUUUCCGACGCAAACGCAUUGCGUGGAAUGUCACUACUUUUGGAAGACUACGCAGCAACGUGGUGGAUUGGAGUGAAAGAGAAGGUGGCGACAUUUUCUGAAGCUAUCGACUUGAUCCGCACGACAUUUUCACCGCCAACUCCCGAUUGGAAAAUACAGCUUUAUAUUCCAGAAACGGCUACUUAA